CCUUCCGUCCCGGUGAAGUGCCAAACGCGUGAUUCCAUUCGGGAGGCAGGUUGGUGUGCGUUGAGCCGUUGAUUCCUGCGCACUGCGCUGCGCCUCAAGGCCAACGCCCGGCGAGGACAGGAUGAGGGGACAGCGGGCGACGAGAGGGAGGAAAAUCCCAGUCCAACUCUAGGCGCUUCCCUUCUCCCUUUUCCUUUCUUCUUCCCUGAGGCGCCGGCCCCGCUCAGGUCGGGACCUGCCGCCAUUUCAGAACUCCUAGCUUCUUCUAGUUCGUGGUUGCUGCGCGCCUUGCGUACCCUGGGUUGAGCAUCAUUGGAGUGGAAGAAAGGAAUCAUGUUCAGGAGAAAGCAUGCUUCUCAUUCCAACUCAAGUGAUGCUGAGCAGCAAGAAGCAAAGAUAAAUGAAUUAAAAUCUGCACUUGGUCCUUUGUCUGCCCAUGGCGAGAAGUACUGCAGUGACACAUGUUUCAGAAGAUAUCUUGAAGCCCGGAACUGGAAUGUCACUAAGUCGAGAAAAAUGCUUGAAGAAAGUCUCAAAUGGAGGGCAACUUAUAAGCCAGAGGAUAUUCGCUGGCCUGAUGUUUCUGUUGAAGCGGAAACGGGAAAAAUGUACAAGGCAAAUUUUCGAGAUAGAGAGGGGAGAACUGUAAUCAUUAUGAGGCCUACAAAGGAGAAUUCAACGUCCCAUGACGGUCAGAUUCGGUUUCUUGUGUAUGUUUUGGAGAAUGCGAUCCUGGACCAACGUGAAGGUCAAGAGAAAAUGGUAUGGCUGAUAGACUUCACGGGAUGGACAAUGGCCCAUGCCACACCCAUAAAGACUGCAAGAGAAUGUACAAGCAUCCUGCAAAAUCAUUACCCUGAGAGGCUGGCCAUUGCAUUUCUGUUGAAUCCCCCAAAAGUAUUCGAAGCCUUUUACAGGGCUGUUAAAUAUUUCCUUGACCCAAGAUCGAUCGAGAAACUGAACUUCGUGUACCUGAAGGAUGAGGAGAGCAUGAAGGUCCUGUACAAGUGCAUUGAUCCCGUGGUCCUUCCUGUGGAGUUCGGGGGAAAGAACAGUGUUGUGUACAACCAUGAGGACUACUCCAAGUUGAUGCUGCAAGAAGAUAUCGAAACAUCAAGCUUCUGGGAGGAUGAUGCGAAAACUGUUAACCAUGCUAUCAAUGGGACCUUGGUUCCUGAUGUUGCAUCUCAGCUGUCACGGAUUGCUGCUAAAGCCAGUUAAUGAGCUACUACGAUGGGAGCUAUUCAGAAUGCUUUAAUGGAGUAACUAGAAAGUCGAGCGCCAAUAAAAUGUUCAUAGUAAACAGAAAUAGAGCAAAUAACAGAUGAGAUAUCACUUGUCCAUAGUCGAAAUAGUUGCACUUAUCGAACACUUUAUUCAGUACACGAUGAGUUACAGGAGACUAUCGUAAUGAUGUAAGAGGUAGAAGUGCUACCUGCUUAAUGUACCUCAAAAGCCCUUAAGGCUUUACUUGUUUUAGCCGUGGCUACGGAGAAGCUAAUUCUGGGUUAUGGCUUUU
This is a messenger RNA of Zea mays, 1519 nucleotides long. RefSeq names its product Sec14p-like phosphatidylinositol transfer family protein. The record is from RefSeq and is marked provisional. Lineage: Eukaryota; Viridiplantae; Streptophyta; Magnoliopsida; Poales; Poaceae. Bases 334 to 1221 code for a protein of 295 amino acids. Gene Ontology annotation, molecular function: phosphatidylinositol transfer activity. The transcript is spliced from 6 exons.